UUUCUUCUCAUGCUUUCCGAGGCUGCCGAUGCUGGCGGAGCCGCCGCUCGCUGGGCUUGCCGGCUCCCUGUGCCUGCAUGCCGGAGCGCAGUUAUUAAUUUCUCCCUUCGCACAAGCCGGCGGCAGGCGCACGUCUCCAGGAAAGCAGGGAUAUUCCAAAUAAAUCCGCUAAUUCCGGGGCUGAGCCGUGCCCGCCCGCCUGCCAAACGGAACUGUGAAGCGAUGUGGAAAAGUGAGCCGGGAGCCUCCCCUGACAGCUCUUAUUGGGCCGAUCUCGGAGGCAGGUCUAGCGCUGGGAAAUUCGUGACCGGGACGUGCCCGGAGAGCCGGCGAGGAGGAGCCGCCGCUGUCCCCGUGCUUGGGGCGAUGGCCGGCGGGAGAGGGACGCGGGCUGGAUGCGGCAGCACCCCGAGGGGCCGAGGGCAGCCGCUCGUCUCCGAGGCACGGCGCUGCGGAGGGGGCCCGGGGACACGGAGGGCAUCCUUUGGAAGGGCUGUUCCCGAGGCCGGUCGGGCCCGGCGCUGCCUCGCUGGCCCCAGGGCAGCCGCAGCCGCAGCGGGAUGGAGGCAGCACCCGCAAGCUCGUCCCAUCCCGGACAGACAGACAGCACCGCCAGCGAGGGACAGACCACUGCCAUCCCCUGCCAUCCUUCCUCAUCCCCGGAGCCUUGCUCCUUCUCAGGGCUGGUCAUCUGAACCUCCUUCAGAGCCCCUGAAAACCUCUCCACCUUAAGCAAAAGAUGACUACUCUGAUCUACCCAGGAUUGCAGAAAGUGGACCCUAAUAUUCUUUUAUACAGUAAGAAUGCCAUAUAAUUUAGUUUCAUGAUUGUUAAUCUCAUUUUCCAUGCUGACCCUACGAGCGCAUGCACGUGUGUGAGACAGAGCAUGAAACCCUCCAUGUGUAGCUCUUACCUGCUCAACUUUAUCUUAACUAAAUGCAAGCUAUUGCAGAUAACAGGUGCAUUUCUGCCUGCACAAAUCCCCCUUCUGAAAAGUCUCAGACUCACGGGAAUGUAGCAGAAUGCACCUAGAAUGUGCCAUUUUUCAAGGUUAAUGAAGAAACAUCCAAGUAUCGCUUUGUUUCUCUCAGCCCAAGCUCCUGCUUUCUGAGCUGAGCCUGGGAGGGUUCCUUGGAGGAGCAUGGAUAUAUAAACACACAAUACUUGAAGCAGGCAGAGAGCCUUGAGGGAAAUACAAAACAUUUGGAAGUGCAGCAGAUAAGAUCAGAAAUGUGGUUUCCUUUUACCUGGGGUUCUGCUGAGGCAGAGUAUUUUUCUCCCCCACCCUUCCACCAACUGAACAACACAGUGAAAAUACAGAUCUUGUCACAAGGAAAGCGUGAGGAUGCUCAGCCUGGCUUUACUCCUGGGAAUUAAUGCCAGUUUUCAAAUUUUUUAAGGUUUCAGUAAGAGUGGUUGCACACCUGGUUUUAAUUUCUAUUGAAAACAUCUGAUGGAAGCAACCAAGAAUAAAAAAAUCUUCCUAAUAAGAACCCUCGUGUCCUUGCUUUAAGUAGGCAGCACGGUUGUGUGUGAAAAGAAAGCUAAUGGUAGAGGUUGUACCUGCAAGUGCAGCUUAAAAGUUUAGUUUUUUGUUUUGAUUUCAACCUUUGACUUGUGCCAUUUGUUCUACGUGACCUUUCUUGCAAUUGGAAAUUACCAGGGCAAAAGCUGUGCUCUUUCAUCUUCAGGUUGUAGGAGAGGAUGGUAAGUGUCUUGUUAAAAUGGAUUAUGCCAUCCAUGGAUUCCCCUGCUGGAAAGCCUUUCAGAUCAUGGAGUAAAUCUUGACAGGAAGGAGAGUAUAGAUUAAAAUUAAUCUAAAAAUAAGCUUGGAAUAGCAAAUGAACAUUUGCAGCUUUCUGCAUCCUAUCCAGACAAAAUGAUUUAAUGAUAUUUAUCAUAGGGAGAUAUAUAUACACACACACACUACUGCAUAACACUGAUGAAUAUGCUGGCUAGAAAUUGUUUCCCCUUAAAUAAAUAUUAUAAGGAAGAUUAUUCCUCUAUCUU
Molecule: messenger RNA, 2010 nt
Organism: Cyanistes caeruleus (blue tit)
Lineage: Eukaryota; Metazoa; Chordata; Aves; Passeriformes; Paridae
Source: RefSeq, a predicted model, not a curated record